UUCGUAUGCAACAACUACACGAAGUUACUAAAAGUGCUAUCACGAUAACUUUUUGAUAUGAUGGACUUCAGAGAACAACAAAAGUACAUGUUUCGUGCCAGAUUAAACUAUUAAACUUGUCUGCGAUUUAAAUAUGUUUACUGUAGAGACUCUUGUGAAGCAGGAAGACGACAUACCUCAACUGACGCAGGACACGUAAGCGCCGUUACCACAGCGUUUACGUAAUUUACGUUCAUUUGGGCUGUACGGCAGGUUUUUCUUUCGCCCUAUGUAAAAACAACGUCCUUUACAUUAACCUUAAUUAAAAAAAAUAUUCGUUUUAUUACGUCCUCUUAAAUGUUAUAACGCAAAAUGCCUUAAAAGGGUUUUUAAUAGUCAAAUACAUAAUAUUAUUCAUCGUAAUUUGAAAAUGUUCGUUGGUUUUAUACAUUACUUAUUAUCACUAUUAAUGUACUUCAUUUUUAUGUGUAUAUUUUUCAAGAAUAUAUUAGACAAAUUGUGAUUUAUUUGUAAACGUCAAUGUGUCCGGCCGGUGAUUGUAUAGACCGAGAGAUGGCGCUGUUUCCUAACGUCUGGUUUGUGUAAAGUGAGCAGUUGAUAAACACAGAUUACUUGUACCUACCCUGAAUCACGUCGAUUUUAUUCAUGCAAGAUUAACAGUCAAUAAAUUGCAUUAAAGUAAAAGAGAUCAAUUGUUCUCACGCCUAGCACGUGUAUUCUCAAGAAAGUAGGAUUAAUGCAAAACACAAGUCACACCGUGAGGUUAUUUCCGCUCAAUGACGCUCAGACACACAGUCCAGCCUUUAGAUAUCAAACUUUUGUGUGACAGAAACACGCCGAAGUCCCAGAGCAACCCCUGCAUCCAGCCAGAUCCAGAUCUCUCUCUCUCUCUCUCUCUCUCUCUCUCUCUCUUCCUGCAGUCCAGUGGUUUCUCUGAACUUAAACUGACUGAUCAGUGUGAUCAGAUCUACACUUCAAAUCUCUGCAGAAAUCUACAUCCAGGAUUCAGCCAUGCUGAGAGGGGGAUUAAGGAAUAUGAUGGUUGCUAUGGUGCUAUGGGCCGUCUGGCUGCCCCCCUGUCUUGGCCAGACCACCUCGCCCUCUCAGGAUGGAAAAGUCAAGGUCCGUCUGGCUGGAUACCCUCGCAAGCACAAUGAAGGGAGGGUGGAAGUAUUUUACGACGGAGAGUGGGGAACUAUCUGCGACGAUGACUUCACCUUGACCAACGCUCACGUUCUGUGUCGCCAUCUAGGGUUCGUGGAGGCAACUAGCUGGUCGCACAAUGCCAAGUACGGACCGGGCACUGGUAAAAUCUGGCUGGAUAAUGUCAUAUGUGGAGGUUCAGAAAACAGCAUUGAGAAAUGUGUGUCCCGGGGCUGGGGGAACAGUGACUGUACUCACCAGGAGGAUGCCGGCGUGGUCUGUAAGGACGAGAGGCUUCCGGGUUUCACAGACUCCAACAUCAUUGAGAUGCAAGUGGACGAAAACCGACUGGAAAAGAUUCGUCUGCGUCCCCUCUCAGGUAUCCAUUCGGGCCGUAUCCCCGUAACUGAGGGACUGAUAGAGGUCAAGUUUAAAGGAGGAUGGGGUCACAUAUGCAACACUGGAUGGACCAUCAAAAACUCUCGGGUGAUGUGUGGCAUGAUGGGAUUCCCCUUACAGAGGACUAUGGCAGGGAUACCUCAUAGUUCUCAGAGUGUAUACAGAAUCCAUUCUGUGUCCUGCACAGGAAAUGAGGCUCAUCUGUCAGCGUGCACUAUGGAGUUCGGUGAGACGAACUCUAGCGCCCCCUGUCCCAGUGGUGGACCCGCUGCAGUCAGCUGUGUGCCCGGACCUCAGUUCACACAGAGGAGAUCACGCAGGGUCAAGCUCAAUUCAACGUCUACGGUGCGUCUGAAGGGCGGAGCCAAAACGGGUGAAGGCCGCGUUGAGGUCCUGAAUGAGAACGAAUGGGGCACGGUCUGUGAUGACCACUGGAACCUCCAGUCGGCCAGCGUGGUGUGUAGAGAACUUGGCUUUGGCACAGCUAAAGAGGCCCUGACCGGAGCACGAAUGGGCCAGGGCAUGGGUCCCAUCUACAUGAAUGAGGUUCAGUGUCAUGGAGAUGAGAAAAGCUUAUGGGAUUGUCCUCAUAAGAGCAUCACUGCUGGAGACUGCAAACACAUGGAGGAUGCAUCCGUCGUCUGCAACAUCCCCUACAUGGGCUACGAGAAAACGAUCCGCCUGACAGGGGGGAGAACGCGUCUGGAGGGACGGGUGGAGCUCCUGCACUCCGGGGGCAGCGGGGUGAGGGAUUGGGGGCUGAUCUGUGGGGAUGGAUGGACAUCUCGGGAGGCCAUGGUAGUGUGCAGACAGCUGGGGCUGGGACACGCCAGCAGCGGCCUGAGAGUAAGACGUACACAUAUUCCACAUCAAAACACAAAGCAACACAUUCUCACCAUCUUAUUUCUUCGAAUCUCGGCUGAUAAUAGCAAUGGCUUCUCUUCCGUUCAGGAAACGUGGUACUGGGACAGCGGUAAUGUGACAGAGAUGGUGCUGAGCGGUGUGAAAUGCAAAGGAGAUGAAAUGACUUUAACCGACUGUCAACAUCAUUCUGCGGUCAGCUGCAAGAGAGCAGGAGCCGAGUUUUCUGCCGGCGUCAUUUGCUCAGACACGGCAUCUGACCUGGUCCUGAAUGCCCCAUUGGUGGAGCAGACGGUUUACAUAGAGGACCGCCCCCUGCACCUGCUGUACUGCGCGGCGGAGGAGAACUGUCUCACCCAAUCGGCAGCCAAAGCCAAUUGGCCGUACGGUCAGCGUCGCCUGCUCCGUUUCUCCUCACAGAUCCACAACAUCGGCAAAGCUGACUUCCGGCCGCGUCUCGGCCGACACUCGUGGGUCUGGCAUGAGUGUCACAGGCACUAUCACAGUAUGGAUAUCUUCACCUAUUAUGACCUGCUGUCUCUAAAUGGGACCAAAGUGGCUGAUGGACACAAGGCUAGCUUCUGUCUGGAAGACACCCAGUGCCAUGAGGGUGUUUCAAAACGAUACGAAUGUGCCAACUUUGGAGAGCAGGGCAUCACAGUGGGCUGUUGGGACUUGUACAGACAUGACAUCGACUGCCAGUGGAUCGACAUCACGGAUGUCAAACCGGGAAACUACAUACUACAGGUCGUGAUAAACCCCAACUUCGUGGUAGCUGAGAGUGACUUUACCAACAACGCCAUGCGGUGCAACUGCAAAUACGACGGCAACCACGUCUGGUUGCAUCAAUGUCAUCUUGGCGACUCAUUUAGUGAGGAGGCUGAGAAACAGUUUGAGCAUUACCCUGGCCAGCUCAACAACAAGAUCUCAUAACAUCAUUCUCCAAACAGCGAACCCAGAGAACUGCAACCACCACAUGGAUCUGAACAGAGACAUUUUAUUAACGUUGUAUUACUGUUGAUCUCAUUCAGAUCUGAUGCAACUGUGGUCCAAUCACAUGAUGUCAUACUGAGUUUACUUUUAUAUGAGGUCAUUGAAAAAUUGCAUUAUGUAGUCAAGGGCUUCAGAGACACAACAGAUCCGUGACUGUGUAAAUAUAAGUGGUUGGUUAGAGAAUGGCUGUGGAUGUACGCUUCCUCUUAUGAAGGCUGAACUUAAGUUCAGUCCACGUGAAACAUUUCAUUCAGUGAUAUUAAAAGAUGUAUACACAUGUA
Molecule: messenger RNA, 3677 nt
Organism: Triplophysa dalaica
Lineage: Eukaryota; Metazoa; Chordata; Actinopteri; Cypriniformes; Nemacheilidae
Gene: loxl3a
Product: lysyl oxidase-like 3a
Exons: 13
Coding region: 1012-3336 (774 amino acids)
Biological process (GO): peptidyl-lysine oxidation
Cellular component (GO): membrane
Molecular function (GO): copper ion binding; protein-lysine 6-oxidase activity
Source: RefSeq, a predicted model, not a curated record